Rhizophagus irregularis DAOM 181602=DAOM 197198 is the source of this 1182-nucleotide messenger RNA. RefSeq lists its product as uncharacterized. The record is from RefSeq and is a predicted model, not a curated record. NCBI's taxonomy places the organism in Eukaryota, Fungi, Glomeromycota, Glomeromycetes, Glomerales, Glomeraceae.
AUGCCAAAACCGGUUCGUCGUAUUAGUUCAAAAUUAUUUAAUAUAAUUUCUUCCACAUUUUUAUCGUCUCGUUCUGUGUCGCUGUCAUCAUCAUCAUCUCCCAUUUCUUCGGAAAAAAGCCAAUCAUCAUUAUCUUCGCCACCUCAAUCCCAACCCCAAUCCCAAUCCCAAUCCCAACCUCAACCUCAACCUCAACCUCAACCUCAACCUCAACCUCAGCCUACUCAAACUGUUAGUGAAUUUCCUGAUGCUGAAACUGCUGCUCUUUUACAAACUGUUCCUUCGCCAAAUGAAUUAAUAUCUUUUGAUGAAUUACAACAACUGGAAAAAUCUGAUGAUGAUUCGUGUUUGAAUUGUUUGAAUCCUUGUGAUUCUCAUUCUAAUUAUCCAUCUUAUUUGAAAAUUGAUUAUGAAUCUUCUAUGCAUAAUACUGUCAAACCAUAUAUAAAACAUGUUUUAAUAUCAACUGGUAAAGGUGAUUGGGAAACAAAUAUUGAAGAUGAACGUGAUAGUUUUGCUGCUAAUUUACAUAAAGUUAUCAAUAAUAUUAAAUUAAAUGAAAAGUCGUUGAAAAAUAAUCAUGAAGAACAUGAAAAUACUGAUCAUUCAAGGGUUAUAAUCACAAAUUCUUCAAGAGAAAAUGAUUCAUCAUCUACAAAAGGAAAUGAUAUAUUAAUAUUCCCUGAAAAUAUCUUAAUUAAAGAUGUUACUACUAAACAAGUUACGGAUUUUUAUAAAAGAUUUUUAAUACCAGAAAAUGCAGAAAAUUAUUUGGAUAAUAGUUAUCUUGAUGAUAAUUUUAUAAUUGAAAAAAUGCCUUAUAAAGCUAUUAUUGUAAUCUGUUCUCAUAAACGAAGGGAUAAACGUUGUGGUAUUACUGGUCCUUUGUUAAAGGAAGAAUUUGACAAAGUCUUGAAAGAAAAAGGAUUGGAUCCUCAAACGCGUAAAAACGAUGGCGUUGGAGUUUUUUUAAGCAGUCACACUGGAGGACAUCGAUUCGCUGGUAAUGUUAUUGUAUAUAAAGAAGGAAAAGGAAUAUGGUACGGAAGAGUUAUACCAUGUCAUGCUAAAAGCAUAAUAGAGCAUACUAUAAUUGAGGGUUUAGUAAUCAAAGAUUUAUAUCGGGGUUCAAUGAAUGGUAGUUUUGCUUCUGGUUGUGGUGGAAGGAAUUUUGAUUGGUAA